GUCACGGUGAGUUACAGCUUUCCCCCCUCCUUCCUAUGUGGCGCACAGCUCGACACACUGAGAUGGAGGAAUUGAGCUAGACUACUGAUCAGCUGAGCCAAGAGCCUCCUGGUAAACACAGCGGUGCAAACAAAUUCCUUAACUGGGCAACCUCAAGGAAGGCAUCUCUGAGGGAAGCACCCCCGCCCCCUCCUCCUCAUUCCUCAGAGAUCCAUGUUACACACAUGACACUUCGGGCACUUCACCCUAUUUCAUUUUGUUUUUUUCUCUUCCUAUCAGAGACAAACAGCUUUUGCUGCUUCAUCUUUACAAUCUGACUGUGCUGCUCUCAGCAGAUGUAUAGCCCUCUUAAAAAAAAACAGGGAUGAAUCUGGCGUGCUUUUAGACCAACCCUCAAGUGUGUUUUUACUUUGUGGAACUGAUGAGCUGCUUUGUUGAAAACAUUUCUGCAACUUGGAAAACAAGAAAAUAAAAACCAUCAUUCCCUAGGCAGAAGACAGUUGUCUUGUUAAGGACUGAUUCAAGAGUUUCCCUUUAAAUUGGAAUGAAAAACACACUACUAUUGACAGCACAAACAUUCUUAUUAUUGUUAAAAUUGUAAAGUUGUCAAAAUCUCAAAAUCUCCAGGACCUUUUUAACUUUCACUCUCUUCUGCAAAGUUUAACCUUUUACAAAGCUGAAAUCCAGACAUUUUGACAAUGUUGGAACUUCAAAAUAUAAACAUAAAGCUGGCCAAAACUGCCAGCUCAAGAGGAGGUCUCUAGGAUGCCAUAAUGAGCAGCAUGGCUGGACUAAAGCACUGAACAGAUCGUGGAGACCCUCAUGACCACACAAACCUAAAAGUCACCUCAAACCACGUGAACAAAAAUAAUUUCUCUCACUUUAACCUAUGCCUGCGACUGGUGCAAGGAUGCCCUGUGCUGCCGCCUGCUGUUCUUGAGAGAGAGAGAGAGAAGGAGGAGAACAGGAAGGAAAUGACAGAGUGCCUGACAGAAUGCAAAGCGCUGGUGACUCCAUCCACGCGCAACGGCCACCGUGUCUUCAGCUAUACAUUAGAGAGCCACACGGCAGCAGCCUUCGCCAUCAUGAACGAGCUGCGUCUGGAGCGGCAGCUGUGCGAUGUCACACUGCGUGUGCGCUACAAAGACCUGGAGGCUGUGGACUUUGUAGCUCACAAGGUGGUGCUGGCCUCUUCGUCCCCUGUGUUCAGGGCCAUGUUCACCAACGGCCUGAAGGAGUGUGGAAUGGAGCUGGUUCCCAUCGAGGGGAUACAUCCCAGGGUCAUGGACCGACUGAUAGAGUUCGCCUACACGGCCAGCAUCUCUGUAGGAGAAAAGUGUGUGAUUCAUGUGAUGAACGGCGCCGUUAUGUACCAGAUUGACAGUGUGGUCAAAGCCUGCUGCGACUUCCUUGUGCAGCAGCUCGACCCCAGCAACGCUAUCGGAAUCGCCAACUUUGCUGAGCAGAUUGGAUGCACGGAGCUCCAUCAGAAGGCCCGCGAGUACAUUUACAUGAACUUUAGCCAGGUGGCGACUCAGGAGGAGUUCUUUAACUUGUCUCACUGCCAGCUGGUUACCCUCAUCAGCCGAGAUGAGCUCAACGUGCGCUGUGAGUCAGAGGUCUUCCAGGCAUGUGUAGCCUGGGUGCGCUACGACCGCGAGAACCGGCGGCCAUACGUACAGGCCUUACUCCAGGCUGUCCGCUGCCAUUCCCUCACACCUAACUUCCUGCAGGCCCAGCUCCAGUCCCUGGACUGGGACCCUCAGUGUAAAGACUACCUAGCCCAGAUCUUCCAGGAUCUCACCCUCCACAAGCCCACCAAAGUCAUCUCCUGCCGAACACCCAAGGUGCCACAGCUCAUCUACACAGCGGGGGGUUAUUUCCGACAGUCUCUCAGCUACCUGGAGGCAUACAACCCAUGCACAGGAGCCUGGCUGAGGCUUGCUGACCUGCAGGUUCCCCGCAGCGGCCUGGCAGCCUGUGUCAUCAGUGGGCUUUUCUACGCCGUUGGAGGAAGGAACAACGCUCCUGAUGGCAACAUGGACUCAAAUGCACUGGACUGCUACAACCCUAUGAACAACUGCUGGCUGCCGUGUGCACCCAUGAGUGUUCCCAGGAACCGAAUUGGAGUGGGUGUCAUUGAUGGCAUGAUAUACGCUGUUGGUGGAUCACAUGGAUGCAUUCAUCACAACAGUGUUGAAAGAUAUGAUCCAGAAAGGGACCAUUGGCAGCUUGUUGCCCCUAUGUUGAUUCGGCGUAUAGGUGUGGGUGUUGCUGUCAUUAACCGGCUGCUUUACGCUGUUGGGGGUUUCGACGGGGCCAACCGGCUCAGCUCCUGCGAGUGCUACAACCCAGAGAGGGACGAGUGGAAGACCAUGGCCCCCAUGAACACUGUGCGCUCUGGAGCUGGUGUUUGUGCACUGGGAAACCACAUCUUUGUGAUGGGUGGAUAUGAUGGGACCAACCAGCUGAACACAGUGGAGCGCUAUGACGUGGAGACUGAUACAUGGAGUUCUGCUGCCUCCAUGAGGCACAGACGCAGUGCUCUGGGAGUCACUGCGUUACAUGGACGCAUCUAUGUACUGGGAGGUUACGAUGGCAACACUUUCCUGGAUAGUGUGGAGUGCUAUGACCCAGAAAAAGACACCUGGUCCGAGGUCACCCACAUGACGUCAGGGCGGAGUGGCGUUGGUGUGGCUGUUACCAUGGAGCCUUGUCAGAAAGAACUGCCAUGUCAGACGUCUGAGAAGGAGAACAUAGCAGCCCCAGCAGCUUAUCAGUCAGCGAACUCCAGUUUCAGCUCACACCACAAUCAGCGGCACAGCGGCUCCUUCAGCAAAGGCUCAUGAACCUCAUCAUUAGAUCUUCACGUACACGUUCAAACACUGAUGAGCCCCCUGAGCUCCACCCUGUCUUCCCAAAUCAAAUAAAGAAAGACCGUCAAUAUGAUUAGAGACAGAGGUGAACUGAUAUCACACAUGCUGCCUCACUGAUUCAAGAGAUCACAAAUUUGAAACACCUCAUUUUGAAGAUGCGGUGCAAAUCUCAUCUCUAAAGUAACAAAACAUAAUUUGAGUAUCCCAUAUGGGGUUUAAGAUCACGUUACAUUAGAAUCCAAAGUCCAGUUUUCAAGGCAUGAUGUGCAAAUAAUUUGCCGGUAAGUAAAUCCUCUUUGGCCAAAUUUCAAGGACCUCAGCCUGUGAGAUUGAAGUCCUCAGUUGGAGCAUUGCCUCCUAGGUCAGAGCCAUAGGAAGAAAGGGCUGCAGGCUAAUAAAAAACAAUGGGACAUUUACUAGCCCAAAGAGUCAUUAAGGGCUCUUUAUACUUCAAGAGCAACCCAUGCAAAAUUAAAAGCGUAAGGGGAGAAAAAAAGUGGACUGAGUAGCAUUUGUCAACAUAGGCCGUUAGAUUUCAAAGUGCCAUUAUGAUGCCUAUGGGCAUUACCGUCAGCAGUAUAUCGACCUGAGGAGCAGCACAGACAGACACUGUGUGAGAUGAAGAAACCUAGAAACCCAGACAGCCAUGAGAUGAAGCUUAAACAUGCUGAUUGGCCUCAUGCAAGAGCAGCCUCUUUUUAUCAAGCUCUUCUUACUCCUCUAAUAUGAUUGCAAGUUUGAGUCCUACCUGUUCUACACUAUUUGAAUAUUUAACACGAGGCAACUCCUGUCUGAGGCCACUUUUCCCUCACAAAAUUCUAAUCCAAGAAUAAAUCAAAAACAGCUUCAUUCAUAUUUGCUUUGGCAACAUUUAAACUCACUCCUCCUUUUAUGCUUGGGGAGAUUAAAUCUGUUCAUACCACACAAUUUGUUCUUGCAUUAGGCACAAUGUGUCACAGUCAAGCAUUGGUACUGUACAGGAGUAGCAGGACGUGAAAGUAACGGCAUAGUAACAAAAUGUGUCUUUUCACUAAUCUCCACUGAUAGGUUUUAUUAAUUGAUUUUUAUUUUUGGUAGAGGUGUUGGCCAGGGAUCAUAGUAUAUGGUAUUUGGAGUGCCAAAAGAGGGAAGAAACAGGUUGUGAUUGUGUUUAGAGGAAAGGGAUUACUGUAGCAUUUAAAUUCAAUGAACUGAUUGUGUUUUAUUAAAACACUAAUCACUGACAGAAUGCGGACUCCUCCCUACAGUCAACUUUUUGGUUACUCUUUCACCAGACCUCAGAAACACAAGUGACCAUGUUUGUGCAUUAGUGUUCAGAUAUUGUAUGCUAAUGACAAAAAACUUGCUUAAAGAAGUGUAUUUGUAACAGCAAUUUAAGCUACAAACGUUUUUAAGUGAUGUUUUUGUACAUUGAUAUCUUAAGAAGUCUUGUACAGAAUUUCAGAGCUCACUUUUUUAUUUAUUUGUUCAAAUCCUUUUGGUUUUCUUGCUUCCCUGAACUGACAUCAGCUUUGUAUUGAAUUGGACUCUGGUGUUUGUGUUUUUGAAUAACUAGCAUGCAAUGUGACCAAGUAGGAAUGCCUGUUAGUGCUAAUUUGGAUGUUUGUAAGAAAAAAAUGUGCUUCACUGAAAGGGACUGUUUUAUUUUCCUUGUCCAUCAGUAGUUGGAAUGAAAUGUGGACUAUUUAAGAUCUGCUUUGUACAUUUUUUCCAGCAAAAAUACCCUGUACAAUAAUGCAUCGUUAAGUAAAAAAUAUGUUUAUUUAA
Molecule: messenger RNA, 4643 nt
Organism: Cheilinus undulatus (humphead wrasse)
Lineage: Eukaryota; Metazoa; Chordata; Actinopteri; Labriformes; Labridae
Gene: keap1b
Product: kelch-like ECH-associated protein 1b
Exons: 7
Coding region: 975-2849 (624 amino acids)
Molecular function (GO): protein binding
Source: RefSeq, a predicted model, not a curated record